UACCCUGUGCUCCCGGGGACCGGGCAGGCGCGCUCCCGGCAGCCAGAAUUCCCCUAAACACCUCUGUCGGCGCUGUUCUCUGGAAAGCGAAUCGUGACAGACGAAUUGCAGCGGCGGACUGUAAACAUGGCGGCGUGCACAGCUACAGGGUUGUGCCGAACACCCCGUUACUAUUAGUCUAAGAGACGGAGACACCCCGAAAAUGGAGACCGAAGAGGAGCAGCACAUAACCACGCUCCUCUGCAUGGGCUUUCCGGAUCCCGACGUGAUAAGAAAAGCGCUGCGGCUGGCAAAGAAUGACAUCAACGAGGCGGUGGCGCUCCUGACCAACGAAAGCCCCGGUCUCGGGUACGGAUACGAGCCGAUGGAGAGUGUGCCUUCCCCCGGCUUGGGCACGAGUGGAGACGGGGAAAACAGCGGGCGGACCGGAACGGGUGGAUUCGACCCCCCUCCAGCAUACCACGAUGUAGUGGACAGCGAGAGGCGCAAAUGCGAGGCAGAAGUGAAGGGCAAAGCGGCCGAGCAGAGCGGUUUCCCAAUGACCGCCGUGGCCGUCCUCCCAGAGGGAAGGCAAGAAUCAAACAGCCCCCUGUGCCAGAAGCCAUUUCGGAGCAACGACGAGAACGGGAACUGCUCCGGAGGCAGCAUGGAGUUCCCCACCACCAACCUGUACGAGCUGGAGAGUCGCGUCUUCACCGACCACUGGUCCAUACCCUACAAGAGGGAGGAGUCCCUGGGCAAGUGUCUCAUCGCCUCCACCUGCCUGGCUCGGCACGGGCUGGCCGACGCCGACGAGAACUGCAAGCGCUUCAUGGAGCGGUGCAUGCCCGAGGCCUUCAAAAAGCUGUUGACCAGCAGCGCCGUGCACAAGUGGGGCACCGAGAUCCACGAGGGAAUCUACAACAUGCUGAUGCUGCUGGUGGAGCUGGUCGCCGAGAGGGUGAAGCAGGACCCCGUGCCUGUCAACCUGAUGGGGGUCCUGACCAUGGCCCUUAACCCCGAUAAUGAGUAUCACUUCAAGAACCGGAUGAAGGCUUGCCAGAGGAACUGGGCGGAAGUCUUCGGAGACGAGGCCAACAUGUUUGCCGUCUCCCCAAACACCUACCAGAAAGAGCCUCAUGGUUGGCUGGUCGACUUAAUUAAUCGAUUCGGAGAGCUGGGAGGACUCACUGCCAUCCAGACGAAGCUCCACACUGAGGAAAUCGAGAUCGCUCUGCAGGGGCACGAAUGCCCCCCCACCCCCCUCCACCUAUGCGUGUCGGCUCUUGUCCAGCCUCUCGGAGUCUGUGCCGAGUACCUCAACUCAAGCCUCGUGCAGCCCAUGCUCGAUCCGGUCAUUCACAAGAUGAUCACAUAUGUGCAGAAUCUGGAGGAGAAGGACCUUAAAGACAAGCGUCUGGUGAGCAUCCCGGACCUGCUGUCGGCCAUCAAGCUGCUGUGCAUGCGGUUCCAGAGGGAGCUGGUGGCCGUGGUGGACGACCUGCGUCUGGACACUCUGCUCCGCAUGCUCAAAACGCCACACUUCUCCACCAAGAUGAACUCCCUCAAAGAGGUCAGUCGUCAAAGGGGGGCUUGGGGAAGGCCGGGGCACCUGUUUCCCACCCUGCCUCACGCACACCUGUCCCUGCAGGUGACCAAGUUAAUAGAGGAGAGCACGGUGUCCAAGACGGUGAAGAACGCCAUCGACACCGACAAGCUGCUCGACUGGCUGGUGGAGAACUCGGUCCUGUCAAUAGCACUGGAAGGAAACAUCGACCAGGCUCAGUACUGUGAAAGGAUUAAGGGAAUCAUUGAGCUGCUGGGGAGCAAGCUGUCGCUGGACGAACUCUCCAAGAUCUGGAGAAUACAGGCCGGACAAUCAUCGACCGUGAUAGAGAACAUUCACACAAUAAUCGCCGCCGCCGCUGUGAAGUUCAGCUUUGACCAGCUCACCCACCUCUUUGUCCUCAUCCAAAAGAGCUGGGAGGUGGAGAGUGACCGCGUCAGGCAGAAGCUGCUCAGCCUGAUCGGGAGAAUAGGCCGGGAGGCUCGCUCCGAAACCACAACAGGAAAGGUGCUGGAGGUGCUGUGGGAGCUUGCCCACCUCCCCACCCUGCCUACCAGCCUCGUUCAGCAGGCACUGGAGGAACACCUCGGGAUUCUGAGUGACGCUUAUGCCGUCAAGGAGACUGUAAAACGCAGUUACAUCAUCAAAUGCAUCGAGGAUAUAAAGAAGACUGACAGUCAGGAGGACAGUAAAGGCAGCGUCACACUAAGCUCAUUUCACAUUGGCACUUGGGGCAAGAAGAAAUCUAACUCUGUGGCUAAAGCCUCUCAGCAGAGCAGUCCUCAGGCGGUCUGGGUCGUCCCGGCGCUCCGGCAGCUCCACGAGAUCACCCGUUCUUUUAUCAAGCAGACCUACCAGAAACAAGACAAGAGCAUCAUCCAGGACUUGAAGAAGAACUUCGAGAUAGUCAAGCUGAUCACGGGAUCCCUGGUGUGCUGCCACCGGCUGGCCGUGACGGCUUCGGGUAACAUCGGCCUCUCCAGCUCCACCCUGGUGGACGGGAGGUACACCUACCAGGAGUACCUGGACGGCCACCUGCGCUUCCUGGCGUUUUUCCUCCAGGAGGCCAGCGUGUACCUGGCCUGGAACAGAGCCAAAGAGCUGUGGGAGUGCCUGGUGUCCGGGCCGGAUGUCUGCGAGCUCGACCGUGAGAUGUGUUUCGAGUGGUUCACCAAAGGACAGCAUGACCUCGAGAGUGACGUCCAGCAGCAGCUUUUCAAGGAGAAGAUCCUGAAACUGGAGCCCUACGAGAUCACCAUGAAUGGUUUCAACCUUUUCAAGACCUUCUUCGAGAACGUCAAUCUGUGCGACCAUCGUCUGAAACGCCAGGGAACCCAGCUGUGCGUGGAACGCCUCGACCUGGCGGGGAUGGAUUUUAUUUGGCGCAUCGCCAUGGAAACGCCUGACGAAGAAAUUGCCAACGAGGCGAUCCAGCUCAUUAUCACAUACAGCUACACCAACCUCAAUCCCAAAAUGAAGAAGGAUUCUGUGUCUUUGCACAAGAAGUUCAUUGCUGAUUGCUACAAGCGGCUAGAGGCUGCGAGCUCGGCCCUUGGUGGGCCCACUUUAACACAUGCCGUAACUAAGGCAACCAAGAUGCUGACGGCCACCGCCAUGCCGACGGUGGCCACGUCUGUACAAUCACCAUCCAGGUACAGAGGGGGGUUUGGAUCCACGAAGCUGGUGAUAAUUGAGAGACUGCUGCUACUGGCUGAACGCUACGACAUGUACUCAGUUCCUCGCACCAUUCUACCUCAUGGGGCCUCGUUCAAUGGACACCCGAUCACUCUUCACAUCACCUACGAGUCAACCAAAGACACCUUCACCUUAGAGACCCACAGCAACGAGACGAUAGGAAGUAUCCGGUGGAAGAUAUCGGAGCACCUGAGCUGUCCGGUGGAUAAUGUCCAGAUCUUUGCCAAUGAUAGUGUGCUGACCAUGAACCGGGAUCAGAAGCUGCUGUCCCAGCUCGGCUUCAGCGACGAGCAGAGUCUGACCGUCAAGAGCUCGGGGACGGGCACUCCCUCCGGCAGCUCCGAGUCUUCAGCAUCCGCCUCCAGCAGCUCCAGCUCCGCCGUCUUCAACUCCGCCUACGCCCUGGAGCAGGAGAAGUCCCUGCCCGGGGUGGUGAUGGCCUUAGUCUGCAAUGUCUUUGAGAUGCUUUACCAGCUGGCCAACCUGGAUGAGUCCAGGAUCACUCUCCGUGUGAGAAAGCUGCUGCUACUGAUUCCAACCGAUCCUGAAGUGCAGGACGCUCUCGAUAACUUUGUUCCCAAAGAAUCCAGCGUCUGGAGCCACCAGAAGACACUUUUCACCCUGGGUCAGGGCGCAGGCUCUCGUUCUCCAUCCAUGACCUCCAAGCAGCAGCAUCAGCCCAGUGCAGCGUCCAUCCUGGAGUCCCUUUUCAGAUCCUCUGCGCCUGGGAUGUCAACAUUCAGAGUGCUUUACAAUCUUGAGGUAUUGAGUUCAAAGCUCAUGCCCACAUCAGAUGAUGAGAUGGCCAAAACCAGCAGCAAGUCCUUCUGUGAGAACUUCCUUAAAGCCGGAGGUCUUAGUCUGGUGGUGAAUGUUAUGCAGAGAGAUUCCAUCCCUUCUGAAGUGGACUACGAGACCAGACAAGGGGUCUAUUCAAUUUGCCUGCAAUUGGCCAGGUUCCUGCUUGUGGGCCAGAGCAUGCCUGCAGCGCUGGAUGAUGAUGUCAUCAGGGACGGCGAUGCGCUUUCGUCCCGGCCGUUCCGUAACGCGGGACGAGCAGGGCGGCAGCUGUCUCUGUGCGGGACUCCCGAGAAGUCCUCCUACAGGCAGAUGUCUCUGUCCGAGCGCUCGUCCAUCCGGGUCGAAGAGAUCAUACCUGCCGCCCGCGUUGCUAUCCAGACCAUGGAAGUGGGGGACUUUACUUCCACCGUGGCCUGCUUCAUGCGUCUGACCUGGGCGGCCGCAGCCGGCCGUCUAGACCUGGUAGGAAGCCCGCAGCCAAUAAGAGAGACCCACUCCUCGCUCCUGCCGCAGGGAGUCCGCACCAGGGUCAGCAGCACCGGUAAGAAGGACAGCUUCCUGUUCCUGUAUCCGCCGCUAAAAGAGAAACGCCAAGAACAGAAAGGAGAGCAAACCUCCUUUGUGUUUGCAGGCAGCAACUGUAGCUCCAGCAGCGAGGGCGAGACCACGCCCACGGCGCUGCACGCCGGGAUCUGUGUCCGACAGCAGAGCGUCUCCAUCAAGGACGCCAUCAUCGCACGCGAGGCCCUGUCUCUGCUGGUCACCUGCCUGCAGCUACGCUGCCAGCAGCUGUGUUCGUUUUACAACCUCCCCGCUGUGAGUGAUUUCAUCAUUGACAUUCUGCUGGGAUCGCCCAGCGGAGAGAUCCGCCGUGUGGCUUGUGAUCAGAUGUACACCCUGAGCCAAUCUGACACCUCAGCCUUCCCCGAAGUCCAGAAACCAAAUUUGUUCCUCCUCUCAGUCAUUUUAACUGCUCAGCUGCCACUGUGGAGUCCCACAUCUGUAAUGAGAGGCAUCAAUCAAAGGCUGCUGUCCCAGUGCACGGAGUACUUCGACCUUCGGUGUCAGCUCCUGGACGACCUCACCACUUCAGAGAUGGAGGUAUUAAAGGUGAGCGCAGCCACCAUGCUGGAGGACGAGAUCUCCUGGCUGGACAACUUCGAGCCCAGCUGGAGCUCUGAGAUGGAGACCAGCGAGGCAGACAACAUCCUGCUGGCAGGACACCUCCGACUCAUCAAAACUUUGCUUUCGCUCUGCGGCAACGAGAAGGAGCAUCUCGGUCCAUCUCUGAUCCAGCAAUUGUUAGAUGACUUCCUGUUUCGAGCCUCCCGCAUCAUCAUCAACAGUUCCAACCCUACGCCCUCCCCGGCCCCAAGCCACGACUUCCACCCCAAGUGCAGCACGGCCAGCAGCAGACUGGCCGCCUACGAGGUGCUGGUGAUGCUGGCAGACAGCUCGCUCUCCAACCUGCGCCUCAUCACCAAAGAGUUGCUGUCUAUGCACCACCAGUCCGACCCCUCCCUGGGCAAGGAGUUCGACUACCUCCCGCCUGUGGAGAGCCGGUCGGUGUCAGGUUUUGUGGGGCUGAAGAACGGUGGAGCCACGUGUUACAUGAACGCUGUGUUCCAGCAGCUUUACAUGCAGCCGGGCCUCCCCGAGGCUUUCCUAUCCAUCGAGGAUGACACAGAGCAGCCAGAGGAGAGUGUCUUUUAUCAGGUCCAGUCUUUGUUUGGCCACCUGAUGGAGAGCAAGCUUCAGUACUACGUGCCAGAGAACUUCUGGAAGAUCUUCAAGAUGUGGAACAAGGAGCUGUAUGUGCGAGAGCAGCAGGACGCAUACGAGUUCUUCACCAGCCUGGUGGACCAGCUGGAUGAGCAUCUCAAGAAAAUGGGUCGAGAGCAAAUCUUCAAAAACACAUUUCAGGGAAUUUUCUCCGACCAGAAGAUCUGCAAAGACUGCCCACACAGAUACGAGCGUGAGGAAACGUUCAUGGCCCUGAACCUGGGGGUGACCUCCUGCCAGAGCCUGGAGAUCUCAUUAGACCAGUUUGUCAGAGGGGAGGUGCUGGAGGGCAGCAACGCUUACUACUGCGAGAAGUGCAAGGAAAAGAGGACCACGGUCAAGAGGACGUGCAUCAAAUCACUGCCCAGUGUUCUCUGCAUUCACCUCAUGCGCUUCGGCUUUGACUGGGAAAGCGGCCGCUCCAUCAAAUACGAUGAGCAGAUAAGGUUCCCCUGGGUGUUGAACAUGGAGCCCUACACCGUCUCCGGAAUGGCUCGUCAGGACUGCAGCGGCGAGGGAAGCGAAGGCCGAGGCGACGGGACGUCCGGCGGUUCCCCCAGGAAGAAGGUCACCAUCUCGGAGAACUACGAGCUGGUGGGCGUUGUGGUCCACAGCGGCCAGGCACACGCCGGUCACUACUACUCCUUCAUUAAAGACAGGCGCGGGAAUGCUCGCGGGCGCUGGUACAAGUUCAACGACAACGUCGUGGAAGAGUUCGACAUGAACGAUGAAACGUUGGAGUAUGAGUGCUUCGGCGGCGAGUACCGGCCCAAAGUUUACGACCAGUCCAACCCUUACCCUGACGUGCGGAGAAGGUACUGGAAUGCCUACAUGCUGUUUUAUCAGAAGAUUAGCGACCAGAACUCGCCCGUCCUGCCCAAGAAAAGCCGAGUCAGCAUCAUGAGGCAGGAGGCCGAGGAUCUUACGCUGUCGGCUCCCUCCUCCCCUGACGUUUCCCCGCAGUCGUCCCCCCGACCCCCGAGAGCCAACAACGACCGCCUGACCCUCCUCACCCGCCUGGUCCGAAAGGGGGAGAAGAAGGGCCUGUUUGUAGAGAAGAUGCCGGCCAGCAUUUACCAGAUCGUGAGAGACGAGAACCUGAAGUUCAUGAGGAACAGAGACGUGUACAACAGCGACUACUUCAACUUCAUUCUCUCCUUGGCCUCAGUCAACGCCACGAAGCUAAAGCACCCCGACUACCAGCCCAUGGCCAAAGAAAGCCUGCAGCUGGCCGUUCACUUCCUCUUCCACACCUACCUGCACACCAAAAAGAAACUCCGGGUGGACACAGAGGAGUGGAUGGCGGCGGUGGAGGUGUUGCUGUCCAAGAGCAGCAAGGCGUGCCAGUGGAUGGUGCAGUACCUGGUGGGAUCAGAGGGGAGAGAAAUCAUCAGGGUGUGCCUGUUGGAGUGCAGUGUUCGAGAGGUGAGGAUCGUGGUGGCGUCCAUCCUCGAAAAGACUCUGGAGAGCGCGCUGCUCUUCGGAGACCCGGGACUGGACAAUUUAACCGAUGCCCUUCUCUCCCUGCUGGACAAAGACGUGGCUGAAAAUGUGAAAAACUGCGCGCAGUACUUCAACCUCUUCAGUAACUUUGCUCAAAGGGGUUGCGGCCCCUGCCAGUUGUUGCUGAAGCACUCCGCUUAUCGUCGGAUGCUCAUCUUCCUGUUGGGGCCCAAUAGGCAGAACAACCAGAAUCGUCGGUGGAGUCCCGCUCAGGCUCGGGAGUUUCUCCACCUACACAGCACUCUGGCCCUCAUCACGCUGCACUCUGACCUCGGCGCCCAGCGGACCCACGCCCCGGGAGGGUUUAAGCUGCAUGUGAACACCGUCCCGUCCUCCACCUCUCUCCUCCCCCUUCAUGCUGACAUUCUGGCAUCUCUCUUCACCCCAGAGGGACAGCCGUACCUCCUGGAGGUGAUGUUUGCCAUGCGGGAGCUGUCCGGGCCUUUGUCUCUUAUGAUAGAAAUGGUGACUUACAGCUCAUACUGUAACGAGCCCUUCUCCCUGGGAGUGCUGCAGUUACUUAAGGCCCAGCUGGAGACGGCUCCACCUCAUGAGCUGAAGAACAUUUUUCAGAUGCUGCAGGAGCUACUUGUGAGUAAUGGAGCAUCAGAUGACCGAACCCCGGCCAGCAGCUGGACACACGCUUCCUGGUCGAAGGCCCCUUCCGUGGGCUAG
Messenger RNA from Menidia menidia (Atlantic silverside), 8002 nucleotides. NCBI's taxonomy places the organism in Eukaryota, Metazoa, Chordata, Actinopteri, Atheriniformes, Atherinopsidae. The record is from the annotation of a GenBank genome assembly.